Boleophthalmus pectinirostris (great blue-spotted mudskipper) is the source of this 3909-nucleotide messenger RNA. RefSeq names its product NLR family CARD domain-containing protein 3-like. Lineage: Eukaryota; Metazoa; Chordata; Actinopteri; Gobiiformes; Gobiidae. The record is from RefSeq and is a predicted model, not a curated record. Gene Ontology annotation, molecular function: protein binding.
AACACACGAACAAGCCUCUUCCUCCAGACGCACACUUUUCUCUGAGACGCUUUGGACUCGUUGGAUCCACUCAGGACUCUGGACUGAGCAUGGAUCAGAGAGAUCACAGAGAGGACGCAGACCCUCCCACCACCAGCAGGGCGGCGCUGGGAAGUGAACGCUCUAUUGGACGACACAUUGACUUUAAAAAGGAGCCUGGUCUACAGAUCCACCAGAAACAUCCUCCAUCUGAACCUGGUCCCAGCUGUGAGUCCCUCAGGAGUGACUGGUCUAUGUCACAUCCCAUUGUUUUUGCCACAGAGCCAGUGGAGCAGACGGGUCCAGAGGUCUCCAGUGGUCAGCACCAUCACACACAGCUGGACUCCGUAUUUAAGCUUCUGGAGGAGGACAUCUUCACUUUUGUCCAGAAGGAGCUGAAGAAGCUCCACAAGGUUCUGAGUACAGAUUACCCAGAAUGCUUAGAGCCUGUGGAGGAUGAGGAUGAAGAGCAGAGGAGCAGCAGUGAGGCUGUUCUGAAGAUCACACUGAACUUCCUGAGGAGGAUGAAGCAGAAGGAGCUGGCUGAGCGUCUGUGGAGCAGGAGUUAUUCUGGAGUUUGUCAGUGUAAACUGAAGUCUAACCUGCAGCAGAAGUUUGAGCGUGUGUUUGAGGGCAUCGCUAAAGCAGGAAACCCCACCCUUCUGAAUGAGAUCUACACAGAGCUCUACAUCACAGAGGGAGGGUCUUCAGAGGUCAACCAGGAACAUGAGGUCAGACACAUGGAAACAGCCUCCAGAAAACCAGGCCCAGCAGAGACACCCAUCACAUGUGAAGACAUGUUUAAAGGCCCAGCUCACACACAUGGACCAAUCAGAACAGUGCUGACAAAGGGAGUGGCUGGCAUCGGGAAAACAGUGCUCACUCAGAAGUUCACUCUGGACUGGGCUGAAGGCAAAGCCAACCAGGACAUACAGCUGCUGUUCCCGUUCACUUUCAGAGCACUCAAUGUGCUGAAGGAGAGAAGCUUCAGCUUGGUGACACUUGUUCAUCACUUCUUUAGUCAAACACAAGCAGAACUCUGCAGCUUUGAAGACCUCCAGGUGCUCUUCAUCUUGGACGGUCUGGACGAGUGCAGACUUCCUCUGGACUUCACCAAAACCAAGGCCCUGACCGACCCCACAGAGUCCGCCUCAGUGCACGUGCUGCUGGUGAACCUCAUCAGGGGGAGCCUGCUUCCCUCCGCUCGCCUCUGGAUAACCACACGACCCGCGGCAGCCAAUCAGAUCCCUGCUGAGUGUGUCUCCAUGGUGACAGAGGUCAGAGGGUUCACCGACCCACAGAAGGAGCAGUUCUUCAGAAAGAGGUUCAGAGACGAGACUGACACAAUCAUCUCCCACAUCAAGACGUCCAGAAGCCUCCACAUCAUGUGCUACAUGCCGAUCUUCUGCUGGAUCACUGCCACAGUCCUGGAGCAUGUGUUGAAAAGCAGAGAGAGAGGAGAGCUGCCCAAGACCCUGACUCAGAUGUACAUCCACUUCCUGGUGGUUCAGGCCAAAGUCAAGAACAUCAAGUAUCACCAGGAGUCAGGGUCUGAAAUUCAUUGGAGUCUGGAGACCAGGAAGAUGGUGGAGUUUCUGGGAAAACUGGCCUUUGAGCAGCUGCAGAAAGGAAACCUGAUCUUCUAUGAGAGUGACCUGAGAGAGUGUGGGCUGGACGCUGCAGCGGCCUCAGUGUACUCCGGAGUGUUCACACAGGUCUUUAGAGAGGAGACAGGCCUGUACCAGGACAAGGUCUACUGCUUCAUCCAUCUGAGUGUUCAGGAGUUUCUGGCUGCUCUUCACGUCCAUCUGACCUUCAUCAACACUGGGAUCAACCUGCUCUCAGAGAAAACACAGAAGUCUAAAAUUUUCAGUGCAAAAAGAAAACUAAAGCAUCUUCAUGAGACAGCUGUGGACCAGGCCUUACAGAGUCCAACUGGACACCUGGACCUGCUCCUCCGCUUCCUCCUGGGAUUUUCACUGUCGACCAACCAGAGCCUUCUACAAGGUCUGCUGACACAGACAGGAAGUAGCUCCCAGACCAAUCAGAAAACAGCUGAGUACAUCAAGAAGAAGCUGAGUGAGGAUGUGUCUGCAGAGAGGAGCAUCAACCUGCUCCACUGUCUGAAUGAACUGAAUGAUCGUUCUCUGGUGGAGCAGAUCCAACAGUACCUGAGUUCAGGACGUCUGUCUGAAGGUGGACUGUCUCCUGCUCAGUGGUCAGCUCUGACCUUCAUCUUACUGUCAUCAGAAGAAGAUCUGGAGCAGUUUGAUCUGAAGAAAUACUCUGCUUCAGAGGAGGCUCUCCUGAGGCUGCUGCCAGUUGUCAAGGCCUCCAACAAAGCUCUACUGAGCAGCUGUAACCUGUCAGAGAGAAGCUGUGAAGCUCUGUCCUCAGUCCUCAGCUCCCAGUCCUCUAGUCUGACAGUCCUGGACCUCAGUCAUAAUGACUUGAAGGACUCAGGGCCGAUGUUGUCUGUUGGACUGAAGAGUCCUCACUGUAAACUGGAACAGCUCAGACUGUCAGGUUGUCUGGUCUCAGAGGAAGGCUGUGCUUCUCUGGCCUCAGCUCUGAGGUCCAACCCCUCCCAUCUGACAGAACUAGACUUGAGCUUCAACCAUCCAGGAGACACAGGAGUAAAGCUCCUGUCUGCUCUACAGGAGGACCCCCACUGCACACUGGACACUCUCAGACUGGAGCCUGCUGGAGCUGAGUGGUUAACACCAGGACUCAGAAAGUAUUUCUGUGAUCUCACUCUGGAUCCAAACACAGCUCACAGAAACCUCAAACUGUCUGACAAGAAGGUGACAUAUGUGACAGAGGAGCAGCCGUAUCCAGAUCAUCAGGACAGAUUUUACAUCUUGCCUCAGAUUCUAUGUUCCACUGGUCUGACUGGUCACUGUUACUGGGAGGUCCAGUGGAGUGGAAGGGUCUGGGUAUCAGUGUCUUACAGAAGAAUCACAAGUACAGGACCAAUUUUUGAGACUAUGUUUGGAAUGAAUGAUUACUCCUGGAGUCUGUUCUGUUCUGAAGCUGGUUUCUCUGUUCAGCAUGAUGACAAAUCCACUCCCCUCCCUCAGCGCUGGUCCUCCUCUUCUGGGAGAGUAGCAGUGUUUGUGGACUGUCCUGCUGGUUCUCUGUCCUUCUACACAGUUUCCUCUGACCAACUGACCCACCUCCACACCUUCAACACCACAUUCACUGAGCCUCUGCUCCCUGGGUUUAUGCUCUCUCCUGACUCCUCAGUGUCUCUGUGUUCUCCUUUGGAUUAAGAGAAUCUUCACUUUUCACGUCUCUAAAUCAAAUCAUCCAUAGAGUCAUUCAUAUAUAUAUAUAUUUUUUUUUUCCACUCUCACUUAGUUGAUACUAGGCCUCAGUUUGAUCUCAGGUGGAUCAUGAGCUACAUUCACUCAUUUGUUCCAUCAGAUUUUAUUUGUAAGAAUCAUUUUAUAACCUCACCUUUUUCCUUUGAGAAAAGCUUCUGCCAACCAGCUGUGCCCCAGAAGACCAGUGGAUACAACUACAGAGGCUAUGACAGGAAAGUUCUAAGUGGAGAGAAAAAAACCUGCACCCGCCAUUCCGUACGAUCAGGAAUUUAGCCAAGUGCACGUCUGAAAAAAGGAAAGCCAUAUAUGGACAUAGCCUGGAGGGACUAUGUUUUGGGACAUAAGAGCAGAAGGACAAAGGGACCAGGGGACUCUCUUUUCUUUUGGGGUCUUUCUCUGGGCUUUUAGUGGGAGGGACAUUUUGGGGUCUUUGUUUGGUCUUUGUCCAGUCGGCUUCAUCCUCUUAGUUUCUUAGGUUAUAUACUUUUCUGUAUUUCCUGGGAAAUUGUUUUAUUGUUUGUCAAACUUGGACCAUCAAUAAAUGCAUUCUCAUUGUGCAUUAGAA